Molecule: messenger RNA, 915 nt
Organism: Tachysurus vachellii
Lineage: Eukaryota; Metazoa; Chordata; Actinopteri; Siluriformes; Bagridae
Gene: rwdd1
Product: RWD domain containing 1
Exons: 7
Coding region: 106-828 (240 amino acids)
Biological process (GO): cytoplasmic translation
Molecular function (GO): protein binding
Source: RefSeq, a predicted model, not a curated record
GCAACCUGUCGGUUGUACAAGCAGUUAAGCUUCGCACACGUUUUUGGGUUUCUGCUCCCAAACUGGGACUUUAGUCGAUGGAUAAUAGGGACAAAAUAAUAUAAAAUGACAGACUACGGAGAGGAACAGCGGAAUGAGCUGGAAGCGAUUCAGUCCAUUUAUCCCGAUUCAUUCACAGUUCUGUGUGAAGAUCCAAUAAGUUUCACCAUUACGGUUUCCUCAGAUGCUGGAGGGAAUGAUGAGAUGGUACAGGUGAUGUUGAAGUUCACCUAUGUGGAGAAUUAUCCAGAUGAAGUGCCACUGUGGGAGAUUCAGUCACAGGAAAACCUGGAAGACAGGGACAUUGAGGACAUCUUGUCUCUGUUACAGCAGCAGGCAGAUGAGAACCUGGGCAUGGUUAUGAUCUUCACAUUGGUGACAGCUGUGCAGGAAAAAUUAAACGAAGUCAUAGAUCAGAUGAAGAUCAGAAGAGAAGAAGAGAAGAAUAGAAAAGAAAGAGAGGCUGAAGAGGCAGAGAAGAAAGCAUUUCAGGGAACUGUAGUUACAAUCGAGAACUUCCUGACAUGGAAGGCACGGUUUGAGCAAGAGAUGGCUGAGCUGAAGAGGAAAAAACAGAAAGAGGAGGAGCAAUCGGGGAAAAACAAACUUACUGGAAAGCAGCUGUUUGAAAAAGACCGGAACCUGGACACGUCGGAUAUUCAGUUCUUGGAGGAAGCUGGAAACAGUGUGGAAGUGGACGAGUCUUUAUUCCAAGACAUGGACGAUUUGGAGCUGGAUGAAGACGAUCCUGAUUUUGAUCCCUUGGAUUUGGGCAGUGAUGACGAUUAAUGUUGAAUAAAUUAAUAAAGCUUUGAGUAAAAAUGGACAUUUCUUUUAGUUUCAUAGAAUUACAAAUAAACAGGGCUGUGUUUGAAA